This is a messenger RNA of Chara braunii, 2482 nucleotides long. The record is from the annotation of a GenBank genome assembly. Lineage: Eukaryota; Viridiplantae; Streptophyta; Charophyceae; Charales; Characeae.
AGGCAUUGGCGUUGAACAUUGGGCGGCCCAGGGUAGAGUGGGCGCGGCAGGGAGCUAUGUGGUGACAUACGGGAUGUAUGCUGGAUGAUGAGAGCUCGCUGAUGUGGCAUAUUAAGCCGAGGUGGAACCACAUGCUGCUGUUGGUUGUGCCGAGGCAAAGACCGGUCAUCAUGAGUGCACAUCAGGUUGCCGGUGAGAAAUCUGUGGUUGGGGGCAGCAUUUAUGAGGUUCUCCUGACGGAUUACCGAAGGUGCCUACCUGCAGAGGUAAGGACCAAGCUGGUUGAUGAAGCCUAUGUCGAACAGCACACCUUCACUACUUUUAGUAAGAAAGCUCUGGACAUAGAGGCAAAGAUGGGAUCUGCGCAUAAGGCAUCUCAUGAUGGUAGGAAGAGACUGCCCCAAAACUGGAAGAAGAAGGGUCAGUUAAUGUUUGUUGACCACGAUGGUCAAACAACCGAGAUUGACGAUUUCCCAGACCUUGGGGAGUUGACAGAGCAGGAUGGGGCUACUGUAGCAGAGAGUUCUGCACUGCAGGCAUGUGAACACACUCCAACCUCCCGUUCCCCUGUAAUCUCCGUUGCUAAGAGUAGAGGCAAGGCUCCAGCUCAGCUCAAGAGACGCCGUUUGGAAUACAGCGAUGACAGCGGCAGCAGUGACGAUACCUUGCAUGGGAAAAGGAAGAAGACAGGGAGGACUAAGCAUAGUGGCGCAGGGCAGGGGGAAGAGGGAAGAGAUGAAGAUUCAAAGAGGGGGAGAGGAGGGGGAGAUGGGCGAAAUGGAGGAGGAAUGAGAAGUGGAAGGAAAACCAACAAACAGCUGGACACCGAAAAAGAAGUCGCCAUAGGAAGAGCAGGAGCAGGAGCAGGACCAGGAGCAGGAGCAGGACCAGGAGCAGGAGCAGGAGCAGGAGCAGGAGCAGGAGCAGGAGCAAAUGAUGAAGCAGAAGCAGGAGGGUCAAAGAUUGGUCUAAAGGAUGUGAUGACAGAGAUGAUGGACAGAGACUCUCGGUGGCGAUCCACCAAGAAGACAGUGAUUACAUCCCGGUCACCUUAUAGCACUAAAACAGGGACAACUCCCCGGAUACCUUGUGUCAUUGAAUCUGAUUCUGCUGAUCAGAUGCUAACUGCCAAGAAGUUGCCAGAUAGCGUGCUGUGUGAGGCGAGAGCAAGGGAGGAGAGAGGUGGAGCUCAAGUACACCAGUCUGGAGAAGGUCUACAGAUCAAAACUGUAUCACCAAGGGCAAGAGGUGGGAUGCCUAACCACCGGUUGGCUGCCGAGACACGGGCUGAUGUUGCAGGACUGACUUCUCACAAGGACGACAGGUCACGCAACAAUGUUGUGCUCACGGACCACCAUCUGCGCAUGAAUCCACAGGGUGAUGCAGCAGUGCCUCGGGGUUAUGUGACUCGUGACGUAGCUGGUGACGAUGCUCUUCUGGACAGAAAUGGAAGCUCCAAACCUCAGCGUGGGGGAGGUAAUUGGCCCAGACAACAUGCGAAUGAAACAUGGCAGCAAGGACUCUGUGAUGAGAGAGCAGGUCCAGCAUCACGACUGGGACCUGGAACUGGGCGAGGAGCAGGUGUAGAAACAGGACUGGGAACUGGAACUGGAACUGGAACUGGAACUGGGCGAGGACACGUGGUUAAGAGUCCCAUGCGAAGAGUGGCGGAGGAUUCCCCCGUAAGAGAGGGAAUGGAAGAAGCAUAUCAGAAUGUGGAUGUUGUAUGUUGCACGCCCCUGUUUGUUCCAGCUUCACCAAUACGGUCCCCGUUACGAGAUGAUCCGGGCAUGCACAACAGGUCUCCGCCAGUGGGGUGCAGACAAGGGGGCACAUCAGGUUCUCACAUUGCAACAGGAAAACCUGGUGGGGUGCAGCAAGGGUGUAGAGAACGAGGCUCACCGAGGCAAACCAUUAUGAAGGAAAACCGUUUUGAGAAAUCAACUGGGGCAAAGGAGAAGGAUCUUGAGGCCGAGGUUUGCAGGCUACGUGAUGAGUGUGCGCGUCAGUCGACAGUGCUGCUUGAACUCAGGGCCGACAAAUCUGGCCUUGAGGCUGAUAGAAAGCGGGCACAGCAAGAAGUGGAGGCUCUUCAGCAAAGACUGAUGAACGAGAUCAAUGCUCGGAAGCAGCAGGCAUUGCAGGGCUCUAUACACCUGAAUGAUAUGUCCGAGCUCGAGGCGGAAAAAAGGCGGGUGAAGGAGAAAGCAGAUGAGGAGUUGCAAGUCUUGACGAGGAGGCUUCAGGGGGAGAUCGAUGCGCAGCAAGACUCGUUUCAGAAUGAAAGGAAAACAUUUGAAGCAAGAAUUCAGGAAAUAGAAGCUGCUAAAAGCACACUUUUGGAAGAGAUGGAUAUGCAAAGAAACACAGCUUUUACGAAGAUCAAAGCCCUUCAAAAAGAGGUAUGCCACAGAGCUCCUGGGUCUAGCAAUUUCGGGGUCCUGACGAUGUAAAGGAAUGCCCUGUGCAUUAAUUUGGAGAC